Candoia aspera is the source of this 1943-nucleotide messenger RNA. RefSeq names its product methyltransferase 21A, HSPA lysine (gene METTL21A). The record is from RefSeq and is a predicted model, not a curated record. Gene Ontology annotation, molecular function: protein-lysine N-methyltransferase activity. Gene Ontology annotation, biological process: peptidyl-lysine methylation. Bases 234 to 890 code for a protein of 218 amino acids. Lineage: Eukaryota; Metazoa; Chordata; Lepidosauria; Squamata; Candoiidae. The transcript has 4 exons. Gene Ontology annotation, cellular component: cytosol; cytoplasm.
GAUAUUCCUUAAAUCUUAGGUCAGGUGGUACAGUAUAGCAACGUCAUCCUGCGUCCAUAAGGUGGUCUGAGUGUUGUCCUCUAUCUUGUUUUCCGACAUGCAGGCGACGCGUUCCUUCCAGCCCUUUUCUCUUGGUAUCUCUAUAGCCGGCCUCCCGUUGGCUAGCUUCUCUACGGCGCUCGCGUAUUCGGGACGACGGGAGGAUCUCCACAUACUCAGCGUCGCGCAAAGAGAUGGCUUUGAUCCCUUAUGACAGCACAGCUCUUUGGGGGAUGCAGAAGUUACAUAAAUCUUCCUCUACAUUCUGUUUUGCCAACCACACAAUUCACAUUAAGCAGAAUUGGAAGCAGUUGGGUGUAGCUGCUGUGGUAUGGGAUGCGGCAGUAGUCUUGUGCACUUUCUUGGAGACAGGAGGUAUUGAUCUGCAAGGACGCAUGGUGCUUGAGCUAGGAGCUGGAACUGGCUUACUUGGAAUUGUAGCUGUGUUACUUGGCGCUCAAGUUACAAUCACCGACCGAAAGCCAACAUUGGCCUUGCUUGAGUCAAACGUGCAAGCUAAUUUACCUGUCAACCUUCAGCCAAGAGCAGCAGUAAAGGAACUUACCUGGGGACAAGAUUUGACAAACUUUUCUUCAGGAGGAUAUGACAUUAUCUUGGGUGCAGACAUAGUUUAUCUGGAAGAAACAUUUGCAGAUCUUCUUCAAACACUGGAUUAUCUCUGCUCUGAUGAGACUGUGAUCCUGUUGUCAUGCCGCCUCCGCUAUGAGCGGGACCAGAACUUCCUGAAGAUGCUUAGAGAACUUUUUACAGUGCAUGAAGUCUUCUAUGACCCUGGUAAUGAUGUGCAUAUAUUCAAAGCCCAGAGGCAUGUCCUGAAGGGGGAUUUGUGAUUGGUCUGAUCAUGAAUUCUUGCCAGCUCAUGUCUUCUCCUUCCUUCUCCCUGCUCUAAUACUUAGAUCAAAAAAUUCCACACAGCAUCUCACUCUCUCUCGUCAUUCUGAUGAUGGCAGCUUAGAUAAAUGAUUGAAUGAUUAGGGGGCAAAUCAUGACCCAAACUGUAGAAUAGGACCUUUGUCUCCAAACUAAGUGAAAAAUUCAGUUGAAUUCAGAUUAUUACUUCUGGUAAUAAAUUAUAAUGGCUGAAGAUUUAGCAACACCUGCAGUAAGACUUGUUGGUUUCUAAUUUCCAGCAGAACAACAGAUCACAACUGCUAUGUAAUUUGAAAAAAAUAUUGUGACCAUCACAAUGGAAGUACUUUAUGAGAAAGUAAAACUAAUCUUUUUUUUUUUGUUUCCUUAUUUGGAGUUAAUUAGGUUGACAGUUUUCUACGUAGACUUCCUUCUUGAUUUAUUCAUAGUUACAGUAAGGAAUUAAUCAGGUGAGCCAUCAAAGGAUAGCAAUCCCUCAAUUUAUUUUUGAAGAAAUAACUGAAAAACAGUAUAUGGUCACUGCAUAAAUGGGCUAAUUGUCCAUAUUCAUUCCUUCUCUCUGUUUCAGCCAGGUGGUCAGUUAAUAUAACUUCCUCAGUAAACUACAGGUGAAGGCCAAAGGGGACAUACUUUGGAAGGAAGAAAAAUUGCUUCAGAAAAAGUGUUGGGGUAGAGUUGGGGGUUUCCUUAGAUGGGUACAUGGGUUGUCAGAGAUAUGGAGCUGGCUCUAAUUCUUAAUCCUUCACUCUAUGUAAUACAGAUUAUGAGACUUCAGACUUUUUUAUUACUUGCCUAAAGGAACGUAUCUUAACCUAUCAGUGGCCUGGAAAGGGAAAUAAAAUUUCAAUUCAGCUGAUAAACACUUCAAGCGACUUUUUUAGACAUCUUUUGGAUUAUGUUUGACUAUAUGUAUAUAAAAAAAGGUAAAUAGCAUUGACAAAGUAUCUGGAAUUCAUCACAAAAAGUUUUUGAAAGUUGUGUACAGAAGGACCAAAUGAAGGACUGAAAUCUUU